AUGGACUCCGAGGACGAGAUGCUAGGCUCCGAGGACGAGAUGCAGUACUACGAUUCUGAGGAUGGAAAUAAUACGGAGGACUACGAUGAAGACGUUAACUUCAUGGAGGAGGAGGAGGAGGAUGAUUAUAAGCUCUCUCCGAGGGAAAAAAACUAUAAGGUGUUGAAUGAGUCCGAUAUACGGGAACGCCAAGAAGAUGAUAUCACUGCUGUAGCAUCUCUGCUUUCUCUAUCAAGACCUGCCGCAAGCCUAGUUCUUCUCCACCAAAGCUGGAACUUGGAGUCAUUGAAGGAGGCAUGGUUUGAGGACGAAGAUAAAGUCCGAGAAGCUGUUGGCCUGUUACCUGCAUCUGGACCAGUACCAGUUGUUGAGUCGCCGGAAAAGUCCGGAGAAGUCAAGUGUAGGAUCUGUCUGGAAGCCUGUCCAAGGGGGAAGAUGAAGUCAGCUGGCUGUGGCCAUCUCUUUUGCUGUGUAUGUUGGGGAAGCUACAUCAACAUAUCCAUUGCUGACGGUCCGGGGUGUUUGUUGCUGAGAUGUCCUGACCCUCCUUGCCGUGUUGCAAUCGAUGGAGAGAUGAUUGAAACGUUCAGCUCCGAGGAGCAUAAGAGCAAGUACUCUUAUUACUUGCGUAGGUCUUACAUUGAAGCUAGCAAGAAAACUAAGUGGUGUCCUGCUCCGGGGUGCGAACAUGCUAUUACUUAUUGUGGUUAUGAUGGAAACUGCGAUGUGUGUUGCCACUGUAAAUAUAAGUUUUGCUGGAAUUGCACCGAGGAACCUCACCGGCCGGUGGAUUGUCAGACUGUGAAAGAGUGGAUUUUGAAGAACAGCAAUGAGGCCGAGAAUACGAACUGGAUAUUGGCCAACUCCAAGCCAUGUCCAAAGUGCAAGCGAGCGAUUGAGAAAAACCAGGGUUGUAUGCACAUGACGUGCACGCCGCCUUGUAAAUUUGAGUUCUGCUGGCUAUGCCUCGGUCGGUGGUCGGAACAUGGUGGCUCGAAUGGUGGUUUUUAUGCAUGUAACAGGUACGAGAAAGCUAAGAAAGAGGGUGCUUACGAUGAGGAAGAGAAGAGAAGAGAGAUGGCUAAGAAUUCUGUAGAGAAAUAUACACAUCAUUUUGAGCGCUGGCAGAGCAAUCAUUCCUCGAGGCAGAAAGCUCUUGAGGAUUUAGAUCAAAUGCUGACUGUGAACAUGGACAAGGUGAGAGGGAAUCAGAACACGAGCCAGGCUGCUGUCGAUUUUUUAGUGAAGGCUUGGGAACAGAUUGUUGAAUGUAGGAGAAUGCUGAAAUGGACUUAUGCGUAUGGGUACUACCUACCUGAACAUGAUACUGCUAGGAAGACACUUUUUGAGUUCUUGCAGGGUGAAGCAGAGUCUGGCUUGGAAAAGCUUCAUCAAUGUGCCGAGGAGGAGGUAAAGCCCUUCCUAGAGGAAGGUGUCGGCCCGUCACAAGAAUUCAACCCAUUCAAAACAAAACUAGCUGGACUGACUUUAGUAACCAAGAACUACUUUGAGAACCUCGUAAGGGCAUUAGAAAAUGGCUUAUCAGAUGUGGAGUCUCAGCAAGCUGGCUCAUCAGAUAAAGCUGGCAAGGUCGUGAAAGAUCCGAAAAAGAUGAAUGCAGAAGUGGAAUUAGACAAGGAAUUGGACGUCUGGAACUAG
This is a messenger RNA of Argentina anserina (silverweed cinquefoil), 1659 nucleotides long. Its product is annotated as probable E3 ubiquitin-protein ligase ARI8. Gene Ontology annotation, molecular function: ubiquitin conjugating enzyme binding; zinc ion binding; ubiquitin protein ligase activity. Gene Ontology annotation, cellular component: ubiquitin ligase complex; cytoplasm. Bases 1 to 1659 code for a protein of 552 amino acids. The record is from RefSeq and is a predicted model, not a curated record. The transcript has a single exon. Lineage: Eukaryota; Viridiplantae; Streptophyta; Magnoliopsida; Rosales; Rosaceae. Gene Ontology annotation, biological process: protein polyubiquitination; positive regulation of proteasomal ubiquitin-dependent protein catabolic process; ubiquitin-dependent protein catabolic process.